This is a messenger RNA of Scatophagus argus, 3179 nucleotides long. It is a transcript of the gene dnajc24, whose product is annotated as DnaJ (Hsp40) homolog, subfamily C, member 24. The record is from RefSeq and is a predicted model, not a curated record. Lineage: Eukaryota; Metazoa; Chordata; Actinopteri; Scatophagidae. The transcript is spliced from 6 exons. Gene Ontology annotation, molecular function: ATPase activator activity; ferrous iron binding. Gene Ontology annotation, biological process: positive regulation of ATP-dependent activity. The coding region runs from base 153 to 698 and encodes 181 amino acids.
GGAAGUCUUCACCCUCGCUGGCGGAACUCGGGGGACAUGCGUUCAGAUACACAGUCAGUAUUCAGUGGAACUUAAGGGAAUAACAUUAUGGUGGAGCACUAUACUGUAACUCAGGUGACAGCAUUGUUUUAAAGGUUUUAGAUAUGCACUGAAUGCGAACAUCCUUCAGUUGUGUUGGAGCAGAGAUGUGUGCAGCAGCAGAGAAGGAUCUGUAUGCUGUCCUGGAAGCCAGCUCCUCAGACUCAGCCCAGCAGCUCAAACACAAGUACCAUCAGCUGGCCUUACAGUACCACCCAGACCGUCUUGGAGAUGAGAAUUCUUCAGAAGCAGAGUCUGCUGAGAAGAAAUUUCUAGAAAUUGAUGCAGCAUGGAGGAUCCUUAGAGACAGGAACACCAGGAGACAGUAUGACCUACAGCGGAGGGCAUUGGAACUGAAACAGGAUUGGCCAGUAGAUUCUACAGUCCAUCUUGAGGACAUGACUUGGGACCAGGAUGAGUGCAUGUAUACGUACAGCUGUCGCUGUGGAGGAGGCUUCAGCGUCUCAGAGGACGAGGUGGAGGAGGAAACGCAGAGGAGGCAGCCGGAAGAUAAAGAGGAGGAAAUGGAGGAAGAAGGGCACAGGGGAGUGAUUGUUUGCUGUGAUACAUGUUCCCUCAGUGUGUAUGUCACAUGGUCAUUGGAGACACUCAAAUGUUAAAAUGCCAAUAAUGAUAAUAAUACAUGUUCAGAAACCUUUCACACUGCUGAGGCAGCCAUCUGGUUGGUUGGUAGAAGUGGACAGUAUGAGAGUAAGUUAAUUUAUUUAUAUAGUACAUUUAAAAGGAGAUGUCACAAAGUACUUCACAGUAAAAGCAAAAGAGAUGAAAUGCAGAAAUCGAGCUAAAAACAUAAAAAGAAUAAGAUUAAAUAAAAGCAAGUCUAAAGAAAUAUGUCUUGAGCUGCAUUUUAAAGCAGGUGUCCACAGAGCUUCAAUGGGAGAGAGUCACAUAGUUUAGGAGCUGUAACCUCAGCAGUACAUUUUCCUAUUGUGCUGAGCACUGGGUAACGAUUCCUACUGAUGAUGUUGGGCUGUAGUAGGUCUUUAAUGUAGGAAGGUACCUGACAAUGCAAGGCUCACAAAAAAAACACCCACACAAGAAUCAUGAACAAGAUUCUUGCAGGACUUGGUCAAAGUGUUGGCAGUGACAUUUUGGACCUCUUGUAAAUAGUUCAGCAGAUGAAAAGAGGAUUGCAGUAGUAAAGACUGGAGGAAAUACACCAGUCAGCUAUAACAUUAUGAAAACUGACAGAUGAAGUGAAUAACAUUGAUUAUCUUGUUACAAUGGCACCUAGCAGCAAGUGAAUAUUUUGUCAUUGAAGUUGAUUUGUUGGAAACUGAAAAACAGACAAGCAUAAGGAUUUGAGUGACUCUGACAAGGGCCACAUUGUGAUGAUUAGAUGCCUGGGUCAGAGCAUCUCCAAAACUGCAGCUCUUUGAAGAUGUUCCCAAUCUGCAGUAGUCAGGACCUACCAAAAAUGGACCAAGGAAAGAAAACUGUGAAUCGGCCAUGGGGUCAUUGUCGGCUAAUGCUCACUGAUGCAUGUGGGGAGUGAAGGAUGGCCUGCCUUGUCUAAUCCAAUAGAAGAGCUAUUGUAGCUCAGAUUGAUAGUUAGUUAAUGCUGGUUCUGACAGAAAAGUGUCAGAACACACACUCUGUGCAUUGCAGUUUGUUGCAUAUGGGGCUCCAUAGCCCCAGAACAGUCAGGGUGCCCAUGCUGAGCCGUGUCCAUCACCAAAAGCUCCUGCAAUGGGUCUGUGGGCAUCAGAACUGGACCACGGAGCAAUGGAAGAAGGUGUCCUGGUCUGAUCAAUCACGUUUUCCAUUGUGUGGAUGGCUAGAUGUGUGUGCAUCGUCCGGGGAAGACAUGGCACUGGGAAGCAUUAUGGGAAGAAGGAAAGCCGGCUUUGGGCAAUGUUCUGCUGGGAAACAUUGCCAUUCAUGUGGAUGUUACUUUGACAUAUAUCACCUACCUCAGCAUCGUUUCUGUCCAAGUGCACCCCUUCAUGGAAACGGAAUUCCCUAAUGACAGUGGCCUCUGUCAGCAGAAUGAUUUGCCCUGCUACUCUGGAAAAAUCAUUCAAGAAUAGUUUGAGAAACACGACAGCGAGUUCAAGGUAUUCACUUGGCCUCCAAAUUCUCCAGAUGUCAGUCCAAUUGAGCAUCUGUGGGAUGUGCUGGGAAAACAAGUCCAAUCCAUGGAGGUCCCACCUUGUAAUUAACAGGACUUAAGAAUCUGCUACGGAGAGCUUGGCAGCAGAUACCACCUCGUACUUUCAGAGGUCCAGUGGAGUCCAUGUCUCAACGGGUAAGGGCUGGUUUGGGGGGGCCUACUCAAUCAAUAUUAGGUGGGUCUUCAUAAUGUUAGGGCUGAUUGGUGUAAACGUUAAUAAUCAUCUAAAUCUCAGCUGGGGACACAGUGAGCCUGAGAUAAGAAUGUUCCUCAACUGGUGAAAACUGGAGCAAACAAAAUAAUGGUCAAGGUGGUCCCUUUGAACAAGAGAUCUCUCAGAAUCUCAAGAUUUCUGUUACGGGACCCACAAAGUGGGGCCCCAAAGAACCAAUGAAAUGGUUCUUGGCAAACUCACUGAGAAGAGACUGUGUAUGUAUGAAGCAGUUUGUAUGUUGAAAAGAGGUGUUUGAAGGUAAAUGUUGCUUUGCCAUUCUUCUCUUGUAAAUAAUGGCUUAUUAGUAGUGAUGGAUGCUAACACCACAUCUCUGACCAGGGACCUUCAGACAUUUGCUAAUUAACCCAGUUGAACAUAACCCAGUCAUUUCUCAUCCAGCUAAUUUGGUUCCUUGACUUCAUUGACUAAAUAACACCCUCACUUUGAAGUUUGAAAGCGUUCAUAUGAUUGGCUGGAUGGUUCUACUAUACUUCAAGUGCUUGAAAUACCAAAGCGAAUUGAAUUGUGUUAUCUUGUAAGUGUUCUCAUAUUUUGUUGUGCUAUAUGUAAAGUAUAGAUGUUUAAGCAUAAUUUUAAAUAUUAGUUUGUGAUAAUUACUCCAGAAAUUUCACUUACUGGUGCCUUUAAUGAAAAGAGUGAUACACAUCUGAAAAAUUUGUUUAUGUGUUUUCUUCAGUUUAUGGAAAUUGAAAAAAAAAAAUAAAACAUGAAAAGGAGCUCACCAGAACCAAA